UCUGCAAAUCUUGCAUAAGUAAGAUGAAGGACGUUCUACAAGAUGGUUGGUUUCGUCUUGGUUCGUUUGCUUUAAAGCUCUUCCAASUGAAGAAAAACUGGAGUGAGGCAGAAGAUCACUGCAAAUCGAUUGGCGGCAAUCUAGUAUCGAUUUCCAGCUCUUAUGAGAACGAUUUUGUAAAUGACGUUUUGGCAAAAGUAAAGCCUCCAUCAGACCGUGAAUAUUGGUCACUUGACGGGAAUGACAAAGAAAUAAGUCUGGAGUCUAAGUCUUACCCUCCUGUCAAAGCUCGAUACGAAGAGGUCGAUGGAGUGAAAGCAUUGUAUCUAACAGGACAAUACAGCUACGCUAACGUACCCGCUACUCUACCGUUCAAUGCYAGAGGGUAUACCAUGAUGGUGUGGUUAAAGCCAGAGCCAUUUAAACUUACAAACSGAUUCAAAUUUAAACAAAUAAUUACUGACUUAGGAAGCGGUUCAGAAAAAUCGUUUCGAUUACAGUAUUUCCAGAAAGGUGUUAAUUAUGGCGACACUUUGUUAUUUGAUGUGUUUGAUAACAGUAGUGAAGUAAUCCAGGUUCGAGCGCCAAGCAAAUCUCCGCCUCCUAUUGUUUGGACUCACAUUGCUGCUACUUCGAUUUAUACGCUCGAUGGAAAAGAUAUGAGAAUUAAACUAGACAUUGUGGUGAAUGGUUCUAGGGCCGCUGACCAGUGGUUUUCCAAUGAGCCUGCCCACGUGCAGCCACGCCCUCAUUACCAGUUAGGCGUCACGAGAGGCGAAUGGAGCAAUGUCAAU
Molecule: messenger RNA, 794 nt
Organism: Exaiptasia diaphana
Lineage: Eukaryota; Metazoa; Cnidaria; Anthozoa; Actiniaria; Aiptasiidae
Exons: 5
Source: RefSeq, a predicted model, not a curated record